Lemur catta (Ring-tailed lemur) is the source of this 7204-nucleotide messenger RNA. RefSeq names its product tripartite motif containing 56 (gene TRIM56). Gene Ontology annotation, molecular function: ubiquitin-protein transferase activity; zinc ion binding. Gene Ontology annotation, cellular component: chromatin; nucleoplasm. The transcript is spliced from 3 exons. The record is from RefSeq and is a predicted model, not a curated record. The coding region runs from base 268 to 2535 and encodes 755 amino acids. NCBI's taxonomy places the organism in Eukaryota, Metazoa, Chordata, Mammalia, Primates, Lemuridae. Gene Ontology annotation, biological process: positive regulation of DNA-templated transcription; innate immune response.
GCCCGGACGGAAGUUGCACCACAAGUACGAUUAGUUUCAGUUUUGUUUCUCUUCAAGGAGCCCAGCAAUAACAGCGUCCAGACCCCGGCCCCCUUGCAGUCCUGAAGGCCAAGGUCAGCUCUGGCUAGGCCUGACACUAUAGCACUGACAUUUCCCCAUUUGCUGAAUGUACACCAGGAGGAGGUGUACAUAGGGGGUUGGCUCCCUAGCUCAAGAGCAAGUAGCCCGAGGCCCCAGGAGACCAGAAGAAGCUCUUGGCCAUUCAGGAUGGUUUCCCAGGGAUCCUCGCUCUCCCUGCUGGAGGCCCUGAGCAGCGACUUCCUGGCCUGCAAGAUCUGCCUGGAGCAGCUGCGGACGCCCAAGACGCUGCCCUGUCUGCACACCUACUGCCAGGACUGCCUGGCCCAGCUGGCCGAGGGCGGCCACGUCCGCUGCCCCGAGUGCCGUGAGACCGUGCCCGUGCCGCCCGCCGGCGUGGCCGCCUUCAAGACCAACUUCUUCGUCAAUGGGCUGCUGGACCUGGUGAAGGCCCGGGCCUGUGGAGACCUGCGUGCGGGGAAGCCAGCCUGUGCCCUGUGUCCCCUGGUGGGGGGCACCAGUGCCGGGGGGCCAGCCACCGCCCGGUGCCUGGACUGCGCUGACGACUUGUGCCAGGCCUGCGCCGACGGGCACCGCUGCACCCGCCAGACCCACACCCACCGGGUGGUGGAUCUGGUGGGCUACAGGGCGGGGUGGUACGAUGAGGAGGCCCGGGAGCGCCAGGCAGCCCAGUGCCCCCAGCACCCCGGGGAGGCGCUGCGCUUCCUGUGCCAGCCCUGCUCCCAGCUGCUGUGCCGAGAGUGCCGCCUGGGCCCCCACCUGGACCACCCCUGCCUGCCCCUGGCCGAGGCCGUGCGUGCCCGGAGGCCUGGCCUUGAGGAGCUGCUGGCGGGUGUGGACAGCAACCUGGUAGAGCUGGAGGCUGCCCGGAUGGUGGAGAAGGAAGCGCUGGCCCGGCUGCGGGAGCAGGCAGCCCGGGUGGGGACUCAGGUGGAGGAGGCGGCUGAGCGGGUCCUCCGGACCCUGCUGGCCCAGAAGCAGGAGGUACUGGGGCAGCUACGGGCCCACGUGGAGGCUGCCGAGGAGGCUGCUCGGGAGAGGCUGGCGGAGCUCGAGGGACAUGAACAGGUGGCCAGGGCGGCAGCCGCCUUCGCCCACCGGGUGCUCAGCCUGGGUCGAGAGGCCGAGAUCCUCUCCCUGGAGGGAGCGAUUGCCCAGAGGCUCCGGCAGCUGCAGGGCUGCCCCUGGACGCCUGGGCCAGCCCCCUGCCUGCUGCCCCAGCUGGAGCUUCAUCCUGGGCUCCUGGACAAGAACUGCCACCUGCUGUGGCUCUCCUUUGAGGCGCAGCAGUCCCAGGUUGACAGUGGGAAAGAUGGAGCUGGUGCCCCGGGGGGCAGUGAGGUGCAGAGCCAGACAGAGGGUGUGGCCAAGGCAGAGAGACAGAAUGGAGUCCAGCCCCAGGGCAGGGAUGGAGCGCAGACCCCGAAAGAGGACAGGGCCCAGACGCCCCGAGAAGAUGGAGCCCAGACUCCGGAAAAGGACAGAGCCCAGAUGCCCCAAGAGGAAGGAGGAGGCCAGCACCAGAAGGGCGGCAUGUCCAAUAAGAAGAGAAAGUUCAAAGGCAGGUUCAAGUCAAUUUCCCGGGAGCCCAGCCCAGCACCUGGGCCGAAUCUGGAGGGCUCUGGCCUCCUGCCCAGGCCCAUCUUUUCCUGCAGCUUCCCCACACGGAUGCCUGGAGACAAGCGGUCCCCCCGGAUCACUGGACUCUGUCCUUUUGGCCCCCGGGAGAUCCUGGUGGCGGAUGAGCAGAACCGGGCGCUGAAACGCUUCUCCCUCAACGGCGACUACAAGGGCACUGUGCCAGUCCCUGAGGGCUGCUCCCCCUGCAGUGUGGCCGCUCUGCAGGGCGCCGUGGCCUUCUCGGCUGGCGCGAGGCUCUACCUCAUCAGCUCCAAUGGCGAGGUGCAGUGGCGCCGGGCCCUCAGCCUCUCCCAGGCCAGCCAUGCUGUGGCUGCACUGCCGAGUGGGGACCGUGUGGCCGUCAGCGUGGCAGGCCACGUGGAGGUGUACAACAUGGAAGGCAGCUUGGCCACCCGGUUCAUCCCUGGGGGCAAGGCCAACCGGGGCCUGCGGGCAUUGGUGUUCCUGACCACCAGCCCCCAGGGCAGUUUCGUGGGGUCGGAUUGGCAGCAGAAUAGCGUGGUGGUCUGUGACGGGCUGGGCCAGGUGAUUGGAGAAUACAGGGGCCCAGGCCUGCACGGCUGCCAGCCAGGCUCCGUGUCCGUGGACAAGAAGGGCUACAUCUUUCUGACCCUUCGAGAGGUCAACAAGGUGGUGAUCCUGGACCCGAAGGGGUCACUUAUCGGAGACUUCCUAACGGCCUACCAUGGCCUGGAAAAGCCCCGGGUGACCACCAUGGUGGACGGCAGGUAUCUGGUCGUGUCCCUCAGUAACGGGACCAUCCACGUCUUUCGGGUCCGCUCCCCUGACAGCUAAAGGGCCCAGGACUGGGGAGGGGGUGCCAGGGAGGAGGGCAGGAGGGAGGCAGAGCUGCCCGUGGGAUGUGGCAGCUGAGGAUAUUUUCCUGAAGGGCAGGGGUUGACGACUUUUCAAUGUGAAGUACCAGACUGCUAACCCCUCCUGUGGUGUGCAGGGGUAGGGACCAAGGGUGGAGGUGUGGCCAUGACUGCAGGAGCAGAGGCCAGCAGCGGGAGGGGUGCUGGGAGCCUCUUGCUUUCUGCUGGUGGCUGUCGCUGCUGCUAUAGAGUUUAGGUUGCUGACAGGUGUGAACUUGUCCUGCUGUGCAUUCUUCAAAACCAUUCCUCGUGGGGUAGCCGGGGUGGGGGGGGAGAGUUUUGGGGGAAGGGGUGGGCAAACGUAGCCCAGGGUGGGUCAGACGCGCAUUCUGGAAGGGAGCUGGGAACCUGGCUCCCCUCAGACUGGCACAGCGUCACGUGGGGUCAGAAGAGGCCUGAGAUUUCAAAACAGCAACAAAUGACAUCUGCCUGUCACAGCCAGGGAAUCUCCUAGGAUAGUGGCAGCCCUCAGGGAAGUACAGGAUGAGCCUCAUGGGGACCAAAUGCAGACAUCAGCCGGGGCCAAGAGGUGUCAGCGUCAACAGCCAUGAAGGGAAUGGCAGCGUUGGUGUCUGGAAUACCAGGUUCUGAGUAUCAGAGCUGGGGAGCCCUCCACGCCCCCCCACUGAGCCAGUCUGCAGCAAGACCACCACGGGAUGCCAGAUCUCCACAAGGCCACACUGCUGUUUCGAUGUCUUUCCAUUUCCGGGAGUCUAUUUUUUGUUCUCGAUUAGUUUGCCAGUGAAAUUCAUUCUGAGAAAUGUUGGCCUUCACUUGGCCGAACAAAGGGGUGAAGGAAUUUGUCCUUCUGUAGGGCCAGUGUUGGUGCCAAGGAAACCUGAGAUGGCAGUGGGGCUGGGAAGGACCACUGGUCCUUUCUCCAGGUGGUGGCAGCGGUGGAAGUGAGGUGGCUGAGUAGAUUGCAAGGACAUAUUUAGCCAGGGGCUGUGGAGAGACUACAGAAGGAGAUCUUCAGGCAGGGGUCAUGGACGAUGAUGGCACCUUCAUGGGAACCAGAGGGAUUUCGGACAAGUCCAGAUGGGAUGUGCAGGUCCUUUCUUGUUUAUCGAAACAGUGUGGGAAAUCGUCAAAGUCUGGGUGGACGGGUUAUAUAAAAACUAAAGGUGUAUGCAUAGCAAAGAAUAGUAAAGAUUAUAAGAAAACCCAGAAGAUGAGAAAACGACGUAGAAUUGAUUUGAUACAGAAAAAGCUGUCUCCGAUAUAUGCAGUGACUGAGUCUAUUCGCUCAAAGACCCCAAUAGGCCGUGCACCCCAGAGGAAAUGCUCACAGGCAAGGACUAGUAACAUGAAAAACCAAAAAACAAAACCACUUGCAUUUUUAAAAAUAAAUUUUUAAAAAUAUAUUGUGGAGAAAUAGACUCCUGGCACUCUAAAAUGUGGCUUUCUGGAGAACAGUUUGGCAAUACUUGACAAGAGAGAAAAAAAUGAUUGUAAGAAUAUGUUAUCUCACUUUGGGGAAUAUGUUCUGGGAAAAUAAUUUCAAAGAAAAAAUAUUUGCAUAGAGAUAUUUGUGGCUGCCCUAUAUAUUAGAGUCAUUAACUGGAAACUGCUCAACUAUGGGGUGAUAGCUGAGUAGACUGUGGUCUGUUAAAGGAAUGAGCUGUUGCCCUUCCUAUGUGCCAAGGAUGAAAAGUAUUGGGAAGAAAUAGUUGUGUGAUACAAUCAUAAUCCAAGAAAAAAUGGAGAAUCUGGAAUUACGAUCACAUAGUGACAGCAACAAGGGUAAAGUCAGUCUGAAUCGUUACCGAGUGGAAAUAUAGGUUCAGAAUUUGUAAAUAGUGAUUUGGGAGUUAUUUUGUGCUAUUAUUCAUAUACGCACAUUUCUACUUCAGUUAUUGUCCAUUACAUAACAUAUAUGCUUGAAUAUUUACUUCAAGGAUAUAUACCUGUGCAAAUGAUAUUCAAGAAUAACUACUGGAUUUGAGAGUCAAUGUGUCAGAACAAAUGAGAUUGUCCGAGAGGAGAAGAGGCAGGAGCGAGGGAGGGGAUCCUAGCUGGUCAGGGCUCUCCGAGCAGGGGCCUGUCUGGGCAGGGCCACAGACCAAGGAACCGCUCUGGAAGGGUCUGCAGAGGCGAGGGGUUCCCCUCAGGUGAUCGGAUUAUUGUGGAGUGUCUGCAAGGCAAGGGAAGUGUCAUUGAUUUCACCAAAUAACUCGGACCCACUGGAAACCAAGUUCUAUAGAACCAACUAGUAUGGGAUGGGUGGCACGAGGGCACGGACGCUGCCUGUCUUCAUUGCAGCUCUAACUGUAGAGCUGGCAUAUUGACAGCUCUUAGUAGAUGCUCAAUAAAUAUCUGUGAAGUGAAUUAAUACCUAGAAAGGGAUGAGACAGGACAGUGGUGUGACUCUACAGAGAUUUCCCACCUCAAAUGUCAUAUCGCAGCCAACCAAGCUGUCUAAAACCUUGGCUUGUGGGAAAUCUCCAGUAGGGGGCACUGUGGCGACAGUCCACCAUGUGCCUCCCAAGGCUGGGCUCCCGGGCAGAAAAAGGGGAGAGAUUGGGUUUCUAUUCCUGCUUGUGUGUGUGUGGCGGGGAGAACUGGGAGACGUGGGCCGCAGGGGACUGCGCACUCUCGGGUUGGAACAGCAGCUCUCCAGAGUUGCCUGGCAGCAAGGGGCAGGGUCCUGGCUGGGGAAAUGGCUCUAGCCAUGUGGCCCAUCCAGGGGGCAAAGCAGGAAUAGAGACCUUCAGACAUGAAAAGUCACCCGGCUGCAAAAAGAGAAUCCCGUAGGUGCUCUAGAGAUGAGGGAACCAAGUAGCUUCCCGGGAAGCUAUUAUGAAUCCUAGGAAGUGCGUAUUGGAAGACGAAGGAAAAUACUAGAUUUUCUUCAUAAGGAGGCAGGGGUGAGAAGGCACGGGACACUGGCAAAAUGUGAAAGAUGGAUGGGAAGUGUAGCAUCAGCAUGAUUUGGAGGUAAAAUUCUCAACACCUUAACUGAGUGACCUGGGAAUCCUUGUGAAUCCCACAGAAAGCACGAGGCGGGCAGGGAAGGGGUUCUCAGUUAAACUCCAGGUGGAAAGAAAUCGGGAACAUCAUGAAAGAUACAACAACAUGCCCCGCCCUGACCCCACCUGGGGAUUAUGACAAUUAACUUGAUAAAUUGUUCCUUUUUCUGUUUGGGACUGCCCAGGCUGGGGAAAGGAGAAUUCCAUUCUGGUAGGGAGGGGGGGAGCGAAAAACCUCUUGUAUUCUUUGUACUGAAAAAGGGGAAGACGAUGAGACAGGGGAGGCCUGCGUUGAGCGCUGGCUUUUCCACUAAAUACCUGUGUAGACUUGAUCUGGUUCCUUAACCUCUCGGAGCCUUGGUUUGUACAUCAGCGUUGCUGUGAGGAUUGGAUGAGAAGCGUAGAGGAGUAUUUUGAACACCAUGAAGUUCAAAUCCAAGGUAUUGCUUAGGAAAAAGUUUGCCUGACUUGUACUGAGCAAAUACUCUUCCAUCAGUAUAAGCUUGUAUGAGGUUGUUACGUGCACGUGUUGGUUUGUAAAAGCUCAAGAACAUCUUUAGAGGAGACUGUUUUGUUUUGCUUUCCGGCAGUUACUUGAAGAAGCCGUAUUUGAAGACACAACAGUGACAGCAGGGGCAGAAGGGACCACUGGCCAGCUUCGAUGCCAUUCCUAUAUGCCAACUGAGAAGUAGACUGCACUAAUUAAGGGCCCAUAACCGUAGACAUUUAGAAAAAGUUAAAAAUGGGAAGAGUGGCUGAAUCUUUUGAUAGUUUAGAGAAAAUGGAAACUGGGGGUGGGGGGAGGGGAAGAGUUCUUCUUCCACUGUAGUCUUACUGUUAAUGUAUCUAUAAAGCAAUGUUAUAUUCUAAAUCUGCAGAGAGAAAAUUCCAAAGGACAGAAGUCCAACAGAGAAGUCAAAAGUUUGCUGAGGAAAUUGGUGAGGUUGGUGACCUGAGCAGGGUUUGACAGGUGGGUGCCAAGAUCCUGGUGUUUGACCCGUCUCUCCCUGGCAGGCAAGCUGAGAACUAGAGCUGCCCAUAAAGGAAGUGGGAGACUGGGCAGGGCUGGGGAGCUAGCCGUCUUGGACGAGCUGGGGCAGAGGCUGCCAGAGACAGCGCUCAGGAAGGUGGUCUUAGCAGGAGGAAGACCAAGUUCAGAUGCAGGCUUAGGAACAUAGGUGUCUUGACUGAAGGUAGCAGAACGUGAAUAUAGUUUAAUUAAGUGGAUCAGGACAGGAGCAAAAAUAGGUCCUCUAGGGACCACAGACUCCUGUGAUUGGAGGGGUAGGGAAGCUACGGCAAAGGAAGAUGAGACCUCCCCUGGGGUGCUGGGCAAGGAACCUCAGGGACCAGGCAGAGGAGGCCCUGGGCAUGCUGAGGACAUUAGGAAGGUUUGGGAGGCAGCCUGACUUGUCUGCAGAGAAAUCUGGAACUGGCUGCCUUAGCGGCCAAGAGAGACAGGGUUGAAGACGAGAAAUCAGGGGUCAGUGCCCAGUCGCUGUGCCGGCCCAGCCCAGGUGGGGCUUUCGUGGGAUAAAGCACAUGUGCUGUAAACUCUUCCAUCCCUUUGGUUGUAUGUUUUCUAUCUUUCCUGUUUCUUAAUAAAGUUCUUCUGAAAAA